This is a messenger RNA of Rasamsonia emersonii CBS 393.64, 378 nucleotides long. RefSeq lists its product as uncharacterized. The annotation marks the transcript as partial. The transcript has a single exon. NCBI's taxonomy places the organism in Eukaryota, Fungi, Ascomycota, Eurotiomycetes, Eurotiales, Trichocomaceae. The record is from RefSeq and is a predicted model, not a curated record.
CAGCGAUCCAUGCUGGCUGUCUGUAAUAAUCGUGAUAUUUAUCGUACGGCAGGGCGGAGGGCCGCCGCGGACGGGCGAAUCAGCCGCGGCGCUGGCCGGCCGUUGAAGGGCAGCGCGGCGGUGGGCGAGCAGGGCAGCCCAGGGUCUGGUCGGCCGCCAGCCAUACCGUAUCGUUACCGUGACCGCCACAGGGCGUCGCCCACGUUCGAGUCCCUCGAGGCACGCCGUACGAGGCGUUACCAGCGGCCUAGUCUCGGUCGCACUGCAGCUCCCGUUCCCAGAACAGGGGUCCGGCCGCCCGUAGGGCAGACCACACCACCGGAAGCCGCUGGCGGCCAGGAGCCUAGUGGUCAGCCGGAGCACCAAACCUCCUGUUAG